UUUCUUAUUACAAAAACACAAAUAGACAAGGUUAACUAAAACUUGAACUUGCAAUCCUAGUUAAUCCAAAACAAACUGGCCAUGAAAAGUCUAAACGCAGAGGACGGGGGACCGUGUCCACAAUCCAUGGCGAAUGCUGUAGAAAAUCUUGAAGAAACCUUGAAACCCUUUUACCAGAGAGCUUCAGAAGCUGAGGACCGUUUGGCAAGACUUGAAGCCUCCCUUGUCAACAAGAACAGUUCUGGAAAUAAUGAGGAAUUGGUAAAAAUGGUUCGAGAACUCCAGGAAAAGUUGGAUGCUGCGAAAGUCGAACUAGUUGCAGAGAAAGAGAAGGGUCUCAAAGAAGUGCAAAAGCUCAAUGCAGAAAAUGCAAAACUCCAAAACCGUAUUAUACAUCUUGUACGAGCCUUAAGGGAAGCUGAUAGCAAAAUAGCAUCAAACCAAGGCUGCCAGUGAAAUUUCUUAUUCUAUUUUGUGCCCCAAACUAGAUGGUAAGUUUUCUAUGUAGUUUCCCAAUUCAUUUUUUUUUUCCUGGUGAUAGUUUGAUACAUUUCUUGUUACAUGGUAUGGUAAUAUAGUGGUCAUUUGAAUUCUAGUUCUUUAUUACCAGUUGCUUACCAUAAAACCUCAAGCUCAGUUGAUUUUUGAUGCACUCCAGUUUAGUUCUCCUAGCCCUUAUGUUCAUGUAAACUAAAAGGCUAGCUAUGUAUCCUCAAUGGCCUUCGGGGCAAUAUGAGGUGUAUGAUAUAUUGUUGAAGUCUAUGCCACUUGGGUUCCAUUAGUUCUAUUUUCCCAGAAAAUGGUAUUUAGGUUUUUCUUAUGCACAUCCAGAGAAGCUGUGCACACCAGCCUCUCCGGCGAAUACAGCUCCGGAGGCGGCAAAAAUCUCCGGCAGAAGCAGCCAAGAGAAGCACCUUCUGAUGAAUUACAACCGUACUUCGUUAUCUUCAGCAAAUCAAUAGCGAUUAGAUGGUCUGUCAUUGAACCUUAUCUUCAAGAACUUCAUCGGCUACUUCGUGCUUUCCUUUUCAACUCCCAAACUUUGUGACGGAUUGAAUAAUUUUUUUAACUCUUACCUUCUGGUGUGAAAACUUGUGAAAACUUGGGUAUUC
Molecule: messenger RNA, 1112 nt
Organism: Cuscuta epithymum
Lineage: Eukaryota; Viridiplantae; Streptophyta; Magnoliopsida; Solanales; Convolvulaceae
Source: the annotation of a GenBank genome assembly